Blastomyces dermatitidis ER-3 is the source of this 3587-nucleotide messenger RNA. RefSeq names its product C2H2 type zinc finger domain-containing protein. The record is from RefSeq and is a predicted model, not a curated record. The coding region runs from base 704 to 3001 and encodes 765 amino acids. The transcript has 3 exons. Gene Ontology annotation, molecular function: DNA-binding transcription factor activity, RNA polymerase II-specific; RNA polymerase II cis-regulatory region sequence-specific DNA binding. NCBI's taxonomy places the organism in Eukaryota, Fungi, Ascomycota, Eurotiomycetes, Onygenales, Ajellomycetaceae. Gene Ontology annotation, biological process: regulation of DNA-templated transcription.
UUCUUCUUCUUCUUCUUCUACUUAACUAUCCCCAACUGCUCUCCGUCCGUCCCCCGUCCUUAGUCCCUUUCUCAUCGCCCCAACCCCAUCGCUACGUGUUUCGCCUUCGUUUCCAUGCCGCCCAAGUAACUUUUCUGUGUCUCUACUCCAGACGCAUCUCAUUUUCACCUGCUUGCCCUGCCUGUGCGGUCCGCCCGCCAAAGGAGCCCGCACCAACUUCCUCUCCUACACUUCCCCCCUCCCUCCCCUUCCCGACUCUACCAUUCAGUCCUUCGCUCGUUUCUCUACGCGCAUUGUCGAAAUACCGCCCUUAUUCUGCCUAUUGCUGUAUGAUGUAUUCCUAGGAAUUGAUGCUCGCGCCACGCAUCAGAUCCCCCGCAGAAUAUUAAAUAAGCCACCGUUUUUCUUCGCGCCCACAUCGGGUCCUGCGAAUGGUAUCCAUUUCAUCACGACCGCCACCUACGCCGUCGUUCCCCAUUAGCAUUUGCAGGUGUUCUAGUUCGACUCUCCGCGUUGCCUGUCAGCGAAUAAAUCUCCCCGCCUCAUAACUGGCGAAUUUGCUUCCCUGGGAAGAUCGUUCGCUCCGCCGCUUUUUCCAACUCUCCGAUCUAUUCUAGGAUACAUUCACAGGCAAACUUAACCUUUUUAUCCACCACUCCUAUAUCCACGCGCGCAUCUACGCAUACAUACACACACACACACAAUGGAGUUCCCGCAGGAGAACAGGGGGAGGUCUCUCUCAACGGAAAAUAAGAAUCGCUCGUUAAAUCCAUCGCCCUCCCACCAGCCUCCAUACUACGACAACCAGCCUCCUCCAGCUGGACUCGAUCAUGCUGGUUCUGUAUUCCCCCAUUCCCGUGUUCUCACCUCUUCCACUGAGCAAUUUCCUAUAAUCACCCCGUACCUGGCCUCAUCUGCGCAUGACACCCAUUUUCUCCAUUCUUCUGGAGCCCCGUCGUCCGAACCACAACCUUUCGGUCAACCUCAACCGUACUCCCAAUCCUUCGAGGCCGGCUUCCUCAGCCAGCUUGAGCGCUCGUCUAAUAUCAAAGCUGCUGAAGGGGAGGAGAACUUCUCCAAUCUUUUAAACUCAAAUCAGCAAUUUGAAGAUUUUCCUAUUUUCACCAAUACCAACCCUACGUCAGAUUUUGACUCGUCUUUCAUGCUUGACCCACAGCUUAAUCAACACCACCACCAGCAGCAGCCGCAGCCGCAGCAACAAUUGAACCAGUCCGUCAACCCGGCAGACUUGAGCAGGAUGUCAUCACCACACAACCCUACUCCACCGCAUUUGGUACCGCCUGACGCCCACCGGUCCCCUGGACGGCCAUCAUCCCCCGCGUCCAGUCCCGGUGCCUAUUAUACCCCCGGCCAUUCUCGCCCUGCGUCAUUAGACCCCGCAAGUGCGGCCUUUCUAACGAGCCAACCCCAGUCCGAUUGGCAUGGAAUGUUAGGAAGUCCCGCUUUCCAGACCCAUCGAAGAGCGCCGUCAGAACAUUCGGACGUUUCUUCUGCUGCCCAUUCACCCUAUCUGAGUCACCAUGAUGCCUUUGAUGGGGACACGAACAAUCAUUCCCCCUUACUAUCCGCCCAAAAUGACCCCGGACUGUAUGAGAACGCCUUGGGGAUGGAAACAUUCACAAUAUCAGAUCAACGUCAUGGACUUAGCCCAGGCCAUAGCCCCUACAUUUCUCCACGCUUACUUCCUCAGCAGCAGCAGAGUCCCGAACCUGGUCAAGAUGGCUCAUUCCUCUUGACCCAGCACGUGAAUAAUCAACUCGGACCUACUAGUCCUCCUGACUUGUACACUUCCAGGUCGGAGGCUUCACCCGCGCCGGCUUUUCAAAGUCAUAAUAGCCCUGCUGGAGAUAUGGGUCAGGCCGCCCAAAUGACUCCCCCUUCUAUCAAUGUCGAAUUUGCGCCUCCCUCGCGAACCACGAGCUUUGGACCGGCCAAACCCGAGUCGGAUAUGGACACUUUAAGCCCCCCCGUUGGCCGUUCCCGUGGCAGGAGUAAAUCUGAUCCAUUUGCACAUGCCAUGACUCGUCCGCUGCCAUCGUCGACCACACCCCUUGCAGGGGGUGCGCGCGCCUCAUCGCGUUCUCUUUCACCGUUUUGCGGCAGCACAGGCAAUUUGAGCACUCCGGCUUCCCGUGAUACAUCUCCAGCAGCAGCUAAGAAUCGCCGGCAGUCGACCUCCUCGAUUGACAAUCGUAAUUAUAUACUAGAUCUUGCAGACCCCCAACGCCCAGGUGCCAGCAGUACCGAUUCCAAGCGCGUACAGAAACAUCCAGCAACAUUCCAAUGUAGUCUAUGUCCGAAACGAUUCACGAGAGCUUAUAAUUUACGCUCACAUCUCCGCACUCAUACUGAUGAAAGACCCUUCGUGUGUACUGUUUGUGGUAAAGCCUUCGCCCGCCAACAUGACCGGAAGCGGCACGAAUCACUUCACUCGGGGGAAAAGAAGUUCGUCUGCCGUGGUGAUUUAGCCCGUGGGGGCCACUGGGGCUGUGGUCGGAGGUUCGCAAGAGCUGAUGCGCUCGGCCGCCAUUUCCGAUCCGAGGCAGGUAGAGUCUGUAUCAAACCUUUACUGGAUGAAGAGGCUCUCGAGCGCGAGCGGAACUACGUAGAUCAGCAACAGAUGCACGGCCACUUACAGCCGGUGACCCAGCAAAUGAAUAUCCCCUUAAUGGACGGGCAGCCGACCGGCUUCACACUGCCCGCCGCACUCCUGGCACAGUAUCCUGCGCUGCAAACUCUCCAGUGGGACCAGCUGGCGUCACAGCAAGAUGAUACGAGUGAUAUAGGCGGCGGCGGCGGAGGAGGAGGCGGUAGAAGCAGCUAUGAUGCCAGUUCUGGUGGGGAAUAUGGGUUCGGCGACGAUGAUGAUUCGGGGAUAAAUAGUGGGUAUGUAAGUGGUUCGGGUCAGAAUUACUCUCCUGGGCCGCCGUCGCAGGAUCAGAUGAUGGGCGUUCCGCGUGGAGGUGGCAGUUGGGGGUAGCGCGGGUCAACUAGGAAUGGAAGGUUGGUCAUGAUGGGCGCGAGAUAGCGUUAUUGGUUAUUUAUUGUGAUAUUUCCCUCCUGCUCCUCCUCCUCCUCCUCCCUCCCGCUUUCUUUAUUCUACCUUUCUCCUAGUUUUGGUUCGGGACAAAUACCCUUUACGGCCGCUUUAUAUAUCGAUGACUUUUUAUUUAUUUUUUACUUUUUAUUUAUUUUACUUUUUCUCUUCCCCCUGUUAGCUUCCUCUAUUUGCUUCCGUUCUCACAUUUUCUUCUUCUCCUAUCGAUCUUAGUAUUUGUCCUUUUGUUUUUUGCUCCCUUGGCUACGUAAACGUACGGCAUAGAGGAAGAUGAAACUUUUUUGAGUUUGGACAUCAUGUGUUGUUUUACAGAUCGUAAGUAAUAAUAUAUCAACUUCGGGGGGUUCUCUGGUGAACGGGAAGGAUUGUUUUAUAUAUCCAAAUCUUUUUGUUGUUUGUCUGCUUUAUUUUAUUUUCGAUUCUUUUUCUUUUUUCUUUUUUCUUUUCCUUUCUUCUCUUUUCCCCUGUUUUCUUUCCUUUUGCCCUCUGGUACAGAGCCCCCCCCCCC